Messenger RNA from Colletotrichum gloeosporioides, 507 nucleotides. RefSeq lists its product as uncharacterized. The record is from RefSeq and is a predicted model, not a curated record. The transcript has 3 exons. Bases 1 to 507 code for a protein of 168 amino acids. NCBI's taxonomy places the organism in Eukaryota, Fungi, Ascomycota, Sordariomycetes, Glomerellales, Glomerellaceae.
AUGAGACGUCGCGAGAGACUCGGUGUUGCCAUCGCCAUGAGUCUUGGGGCUAUUGCGGGAGCUUGUGGAAUUGUAAAAGCUGUUCUGGUCGUAUCGAUGACUAGCACGGAUAUCACAUACGAUCGUGUCGACCUCACCAUCUGGACUUUGACAGAACCAGCCGCCUCCAUCAUGGCUGUCUCGAUUCCCGUCCUGAGAAUGCUGUAUCGCGAGCUGAAGUCCGCUUCGAGAAGUUAUGGAAGGAGCAGAUCACAGACGAAUGCCCUCGAGACGGCGAAGACGGCCAGGACGAAGCGAUAUGGACAGGGCACGCAUUACGGACGGAACUCUGUCGUCGUCAUGUCGACGACGGGAUGGCAAGAAUCACAAGAAGCCUUGCAAGAUGUGGAAAGCGGCCAGACUACGCCGCGAGGGAUUAUGAAAACAGAAGAAGUCAGGAUACGGCACGAGAGGAUGCCACCUGCAGGCGACAGCAAGAGCUCCAUUGAGCUUGAUACUUUUCGGUAG